Molecule: messenger RNA, 4691 nt
Organism: Solea senegalensis (Senegalese sole)
Lineage: Eukaryota; Metazoa; Chordata; Actinopteri; Pleuronectiformes; Soleidae
Gene: plekhm1
Product: pleckstrin homology domain containing, family M (with RUN domain) member 1
Exons: 12
Coding region: 229-3495 (1088 amino acids)
Source: RefSeq, a predicted model, not a curated record
CUUGUCCUUAGUCGGACAGUCGCGCAACCUCUCGUCAAAACAAAGGUCAGAAAUCGCUUAUUUUUGUCUUUUGUUGGAUGGUUUGAGUGAAAGAAUGGAGAGCGACAGCACGGGUUAAUUCACUGCCAGAGUUGACGGUAGUUCACAGAGGAUACGCGCCUGUGUUUGGACAUAUCUGGACCUGUUUCGUGUGCCAUGUGGAAGUAAUACAUAUUCCCAGCAGCUGCCAUGCUAGCCACACAGAUGCCAGAAAUGCCACCUGAGGCUAAAGAUGUCAAACAGAUUAAAGAGAGGUUGGCACAGUCACUCAAGGCCCUGCAGAAGCGAUAUGUGUCAACAGAUGCAGUGGUAACCAGUGAAGAUGGUGAUGCUAACUUGCUCUGUUGUGCCCUGGAGGCCAUCUUCAUCCAUGGCAUCAAGAGCAAAUACAUCCGCUCAGUGGCAGCGGGUCGGGUCAGGAAGGGAGAUCGGGGACCCCUCCCUCAGCCUUUCUUCUGGAGCCUCCUUAAAUCUGUCACCCACCGUGAUGUUAUCAAGGAGCUAGAGAAGAUCAGCUUUUUGGGAACAGACGUGGGUCGUUGCCGAGCAUGGCUGCGUCUGGCCCUCAACCACGGCCUGCUGGAGUGCUACCUCGCAUCGCUGUUCCGUGAGGACUCCAAGCUGCGUGCCCACUAUCAGCCCAGUGCCUUGCUCUUAAACCCUGAGGAGCGGGAAGUUCUGCUCAGCUAUCUCCAAGGUCUGGCCUCACUUACAUUCAGCCUGUCUUACAAGUCAGCCGUUCUCAAUGAAUGGACCACGACACCCUUGGCUCUCGCUGGACUCUGCCCCUUGUCCCAGGCAGAUGCACUCGACCUGUCCAUUAAUGGCAAGGACCUUCCCAACUCCAACUCCCAAUGUAAAGAAUCAUGGGAUACAGUGUCCCAGUCAUCAGGCUCAUCAGAUGCCCUGGAUAUGCAGAGAGGGUGCCCAGUGUUGAUGGCGAAGGGGCCAAAUGCUUUGCAAGGGAGUAGGACUGCGUUAAACUCUUCUAAUUUAAGUCUGGAUACCACAGGCUCCUCUCAGCUCUCCUCCAGCUUGAGCUCAGAUAGCCUUCUGCAGGGGCAGGAACCCCGCAGCCUGACAGGAGAGCAGUGGUUGUCAUGUGACCUGGACCUGCCCAGUGUAAAUAUCAGCAAGAGGCCACAGAAAGAUUCACUGACUGGGGAGAGUGGGCAGUGCAGUCAAGACUCCAUGCGUGAAGACUCCUUUGUCUCAAGCACAGGACCAGAUCAGUUUUCAGAAACGGCUGUUUUCAGUGGUUCUGACAGUGAGACCCAGGAUCCCCCUACACCAUCCCAAGACCUUAAAGACCAGCCCUUGAACCACAUUCACUCUGAUUCACUGCCAUCAACAACUUCUGUUGAUUUGCUGUCGUCUGUUGAGGACCACGUCAGCCACACUCCGUCUAAUGUGUGCAAAGAAACCUCUAUGGCAUCACACUUGAACUCUGACGUGUUCUCCCCAGUCGAUGAGCCUUUAGAGUCUGUGGAGGCAGUAAAUGCAGCUGAUGUUAAGGAGAGUAAUGAGCCUGUCCACAGUGUUCAGGGAGAGAAAGAUGAAGAAUGCUUAAAGAAGAGCAAAUCUGAGCCUUCGCUACACCCAGUUGCUCGCCGCUCUUCCAGCAUCCUGAGUAAGAAACUGUCCUCAGAUUCUCUGUCAUGUUCCCGCUCUUGGAUCUCUGAGGAAGAUAUCUACAAGCCUCACAUGGAAGUGGAGUCGGAGCAUGAGGAGGUGCCUCAACCUGCUCUGACACCCGAAGUCGAGGUUUCUCAGUCGCCUCCCAGUGUUGUUCAUCGCAGACAAAUAGGACUGUCCAACCCGUUUCGUGGCUUGCUGAAGCUCGGUCAUCUAGAGAGGCGGGGUGCAAUGGGCUUGUGGCGCGACCACUACUGCGAGCUGUCACCCUUUGAAUUCCGCCUGUAUGUCAAUGCAGAGGAGAGGACAUGUUGCGACAACUGCUACCUUGUGCGCUGCGAGGAUGUUCGCAUCACCUCAUCCGAGGGCCGCUUUGAGGUGGCCUUUCCGGGCAAACGGCUGCACCUCCGCGCAGCCAAUCAUGAUGAAGCUGAGGACUGGGUGGACAGGAUAGUCGAAGCUGUCAACAAAUGCCGGCCAGCAUCUAAUGUUGAUGAGCAGUGGGAAGUCUUGCAACCAACCAGUGAAAAUGGUGUCGAAGAACGCACCUCAUCCCGAUCCUCUGCUCCAUCCAGCCCUGAAAAAAGGCUCAUAACGUCUGACAUAAAGACCGGUGGAGGGAUUGAAGUACCUCCUCCUCUACAGGAGUUCGACUGGACUCGGACUGCUGAUUUGGAAACGGAUGCCAUUAAAGAAGCAGUUUUGUACUUCUCCACAGAUGCUGAUGCUCGGACGUGGGCGCCUCUGAUCUUCUCCCUCUCUUUGGAGGCUUUAAAAGGCUUCCGGACAGAAGGCGGGAGAAAGUUUCUUCAGCUUACUUGUUUGAUUGAGGAAAUCCGGGAUGUGGUGCCUGAUGUGUCCCUGGGAGGACCAGCCUUUUUCAAACUCUUGACUUUAAAGAGUACCCUCAGAUUCAGGGCAGAGAAUGCAGAUGAGGCUCGCAUGUGGAGGGUUUUGAUCCGUGGAGCUCUGGACUCUUACCUGGAGAGUGGAGAGGACGAGUGCUUUACGGAGCCAGUAUGUAUGGGGGUGACUGGAAAUCUCCACAGACUGGUGCAGCACAGAUUAAAAGAAGACGGAGCUCUUUUAGUUCAUCUUUACACCGUGCACUCGGAAAAGGGACUGGACACUCAGAAUUUCAAGUGUGCAGGAUGUCCUCAGCAGAUUGGUCCAUCGCUGGGCAGAGCCAGGCUAUGCGAGUUCUCAGGCCAGCACUACUGUGACUCCUGUCACCACGGUGACACCACCAUCAUUCCCUCUCGUGUGGUGCACAACUGGGACAUCACACAGAGGGAGGUGUCUAGGAAGGCCCUGUGGCUGCUGGCUCAGGUAGAACAGGAGCCUCUGUUGAAUGUGGAGCAGUUAAACCCUGGGUUAGUGAGUCAUUCUGAGUAUAUGGGUCAAGUACACAACUUGCGGCAGAGGCUGCGCCUCCUAGGCGACUACCUGCUCACCUGCCGCAGCGGAGCCUACAAGAAACUUCAAGCCAGAAUUGGGCAGCGGACGUACUUGUUGGAGUCGAGCCAUCUGUACAGUGUCUUGGACCUGAGACAGAUAGCAGACCGUGUAUAUGCAACUCACCUAAUGACACUGUUACAGUUCGCCACCACCCACGUGUUUCAGUGUGACCUGUGCACUCAACGUGGCUUCAUUUGCCAGAUAUGCCACUCUCAUGACACCAUCUUCCCCUUCCAGUUCGACAGUACCACCAGGUGCAAAGAGUGCAAAGCUGUGUUUCACCUGGCUUGUAAGACUCAUGGGAUCUCGUGCCCUCGCUGUCAGCGAAUGAAAAAAUACAGGGAGAGGGAUCUUCAGGACUGAGAGCAGCACGGGCGAUGAGCAGCCCGCCACGGACGACUGUCUUUUUUUUCCAGUAAACCAGAAGGCAGAUAGUGAGGAGAAAAAUGACAUAGAAGUCAAAUAAAGUCUAGCUUUUACAUGAAGUAACCUCAAGUGCAAUUAUGAGUGCAGAGCAACCUGCCCUAAAUGACCCUAACACCAAAGACAGAGGUGUAAGAGGCUCAGUGCUACAGUAGUCGUCAUCUCUUGAAGUAGAUUAGAGGGACAUUGAACCUCAUUAAGCCGACAUAAUGCAGCCAAAUAUUAUUGAAUUGAAUACCUCUCUGAAUUCUGAUUCAGCCACGAAAUCAUAAGGACGACACGGCAAUGAAGGUUACUGCCAUGAAUCGUAUCUGCUGCAUUUUUGUGUGUCUCAUUGUGUCAAAUACAGUCUGAACGCAUCAUGUUUACCGGAGAACGAAUUUGUUGUGGAUGCACAAAGGCAGUUGCAUAUGAGGUUGUAUGGUGUACAGCACUUGACUUGUUCUAAUUAACACAUUUUGAUUGUGCCUUCUUUUUUAUUUAAGCAUUACACUACUCUUCUCUGGUCUAAUGUGGGACCAAAACGCAUCACAUGGACUUUUUUUAAAAUUGUCAUAAGUGAAAGGUGAAGAGACACCAUCACCAACAUUUUGUGGCCUUUUUUUCUUUUGUUUUAGCAUAUUUAACCUUAGUCUGGUUUUAACUAAAGGUGAUAUGACUUGAGGUACAGCUCUGCGUUUGAAAGGAUUUCGAUUUUGGGUGAGCCCCACUGAGAGAAGUUAUAAAUUUGCUAAUGGGGAAAAAAAUGCAAACAUAUUGGACCAAAUCAAACAUUAUUGGGAGGAAGGAAAUUCCUGGAUUCUGAAGUCAAAACACAUUUUGCAUCUUUGCACUUCGCUACGACUGUUAAAUGGAUAUUCCAACCACACUGUUUUUGGAUUAUCCUCCAGCACAUGAAACGAUGCAGUGAGAUUUUUUUUUAAUUCUUUUAUGUUUCACCUUAUGAACAUUUAACUCAUUAACUCUAAUGUAGAACAUGAAGGAUUAUAUUAAAUCGGAAAAAUCAUUGAAGGUAUACUUAUUAAAUCAAUUUUGCAACUGAUAAUUACAGAAUACUGCAGCUGUUUUUUUUGUUUCAUUUAGUUUGUAUGAUAUAUACAGUAAAUGAGCAUUCUUGAAUAAAAGUCAGUGUGUGA